UUUGUAUGCGCAGAGGGUUUAUCCACAAAGUUCUUACUGAAUAGCUUUAAUUUUUUUUCUCACAAAAUUCAAAGUUCAGGUAAACAUAAAGAACUAAUUCUUUUGACAUUUCUUCAACAAUUGUCGUCGAAAUAACUUCAGGUACAAAAAUCCCUCGUUCACUUUUAACAAGAAAUUUGUGUUGAGUGGUUCACUAAAAUUGAAAAAAAAAAAAAUCCACGUCAGUGCCAAAUUUAAUUUUUUGUUUUUCAUUCGUUCAAUUCUAAAGUGAUACAGAAUUUUUUUUAUAAAUUUUCAAAAAUAAUUAAAGGAAUAAUUGAAAUAUAAUAAGAAUAUUAAAAAAAAAAAAAAAAAUGUCGAACAAGAUGAAAUUAAAUUUGCUUUAUUCGAGUUUUCUUUUGAUGAUAUUAUUUUCUUUCUCACUGGGGAGCAAUGAAACUUGCAAUUGUUCAUCAAAAAAUCUUCAAACGAAAGUCGACGAAUCAGAUAUUGUUGCUGUUAUUGUAGUGCCAGAUUAUUUACCAAGUUUUCCCGGAAAACAAUAUGUGUUUGCCAGAUAUAGUAGCAGAAAUUCAACUAAUGGCAAUACGAGUUUUAAAAGAAGAUUAUGGUUGUUAUCAGAAGAAAAGUGUUUUGGAAAAUUUCAAGUAUUUCAAAAAUAUCUAAUAGGUGUUAAUAUUGUUAAUGGAGAACCUGUGACAAAAAUUAUUUGUGAUUUUAAUGUACUUAGGAAUAAUGAUACAAAAUUAAUUUUUAAAACAUUAUCCGAAGACAGUGAUAAUCAAGAGGAUACAACAACAACAUUGGAAGAAACAACUAAAUUUACAAAGGAAAGAACAACAAUGGAACCAUUAGAAACAACAACUCAAUCAACAAAUGAAAUAAUAACAACAGCAUCAAUUGAAACAACUACUGAAUUAUUGAAUAAUGAAACAACAACAUUGGAACCAUUGGAACCAUUGGAAGAAAUAACUAAAUUUACAAAGGAAAGAACAACAAUGGAACCAUUAGAAACAACAAGACAAACAACAAAUGAAAAAGCAACAACAGUAGCGUUCGUAGCAACUACUGAAUUAUUAAAUAAAGAAACAACAACAACGGAAGUGUUCAAUAAAAGAAAAAGAAGAAUGGUAUCAUUUAAUAAUUUUGAACCAAUGGAAACAACAACUCAAUCAACAAAUGAAAUAAUAACAACAGUAGCGAUUGAAACAACUACUGAUUUAUUGAAUAAUGAAACAACAACAUUGGAAACAUUGGAAGAAACAACUAAAUUUACAAAGGAUAGAAUAACAAUGGAACCAUUAGAAACAACAAGACAAACAACAAAUGAAAAAGCAACAACAGUAGCGUUUGUAGCAACUACUGAAUUAUUAAAUAAAGAAACAACAACAACAACAACAACAAUGGAACCAAUGGAUUUUACAACUAAAUUAUUAAAUAAAGAAACAACAACAACAAUGGAACCAAUGGAAGAAACAACUAAAUUAUUAAAUAAAGAAACAACAACAACAAUGGAACCAAUGGAUUUUACAACUAAAUUAUUAAAUAAAGAAACAACAACAACAACAACAACAAUGGAACCAAUGGAUUUUACAACUAAAUUAUUAAAUAAAGAAACAACAACAACAAUGGAACCAAUGGAAGAAACAACUAAAUUAUUAAAUAAAGAAACAACAACAACAAUGGAACCAAUGGAUUUUACAACUAAAUUAUUAAAUAAAGAAACAACAACAACAACAAUGGAACCAAUGGAAGAAACAACUAAAUUAUUAAAUAAAGAAACAACAACAACAAUGGAACCAAUGGAUUUUACAACUAAAUUAUUAAAUAAAGAAACAACAACAACAACAAUGGAACCAAUGGAAGAAACAACUAAAUUAUUAAAUAAAGAAACAACAACAACAAUGGAACCAAUGGAAGAAACAACUAAAUUAUUAAAUAAAGAAACAACAACAACAACAAUGGAACCAAUGGAUUUUACAACAGUAACGAUUGAAACAACUACUGAAUUAUUGAAUAAUGAAACAACAACAUUGGAACCAUUGGAAGAAACAACUAAAUUUACAAAGGAAAGAACAACAAUGGAACCAUUAGAAACAACAAGACAAACAACAAAUGGAAAAGCAACAACAGUAGCGUUCGUAGCAACUACUGAAUUAUUAAAUAAAGAAACAACAACAACAACAAUGGAACCAAUGGAUUUUACAACUAAAUUUUUAAAUAAAGAAACAACAGUGAAACCAAUAACAACUCAAUCAACAAAUGAAAAAAUAACAAUAGUACCGCUUAAAACAACUACAGAAUUUUUAAAUUAUAAAACUACAACAAUGUUACCACUGGAAACAACAACACUAUCAAAAAAUGAAGAAACAACAAUAACUGAAUUAUUAAACAAAAAACCAACAAUAACACCAUUUUAUACAACAACAAAAUCAGUUAAUAAAAUCAUUUCUUCACUACCAAAUGAAUUAUAUAGUUUAAUGACUAAUGAGAAUAGAUAUAAUUAUUUUUUAUCGCAAGUGAAUUAUUUGAAAAAUUUGAAAAAAUCAAAUCAAUAUAUUGCUAAUGAAAAUAAUGAAAAAUCAAUAAUUUUUCCAAAUAAUUCACUUUGGUUAAAUAAUAGAAUGCCAUUAAUAACAAAUGAAUUGGAAAAAUUAUUAAAUGAUGAAAAUAGAUAUAAAUAUUUUUUGAGCGAAGUGAAUUAUUUGGAAAAAUUGAAAUAUGCAAGGGACAAUUAUAUUAAAAAACCACAAUUAUUUAUAAAUAAUUAUUUUUGUCAGAAGCAAAAAAUUCCAAAUUUUUAUUAUACAAAAUUAAUUUAUCUACAACAAAAUCGAGGAUAUUUUCAACAACGGUGGAAUAAUGUUCAAUCACAAAAUUCAAAUGUGAGAUAUUAUUGGUAAUUUAUCGAAAAUAGAAUUUUUAAAAAAUAAAGAAAUUGUUUUUAAUUAUC
Molecule: messenger RNA, 2953 nt
Organism: Leptopilina boulardi
Lineage: Eukaryota; Metazoa; Arthropoda; Insecta; Hymenoptera; Figitidae
Product: mucin-5AC-like
Exons: 5
Coding region: 354-2903 (849 amino acids)
Source: RefSeq, a predicted model, not a curated record